This is a messenger RNA of Owenia fusiformis, 644 nucleotides long. The record is from the annotation of a GenBank genome assembly. NCBI's taxonomy places the organism in Eukaryota, Metazoa, Annelida, Polychaeta, Sabellida, Oweniidae.
AGUGAAACAAUGUUGUUUCUGAUUUAUACCUUCCUGUUUGGACAGAUGAUCUCAGGAGAAUGUCUGGAAACAAAUAUUGGCUCAAUGCAGUGGAGAGGACAGAAUAUUGAGUUCUUCAACAGACCUACAGCAUUAUUUGUUCAAUCUGAUGAUUGCCUACCAGGAUUCUUCAAGGGAUUCUGGUAGAAUGAGAGCUGUUAUAUGUUUGUGAUCAGUCGACAGACCAGAAGUGAAGCAAGUGCAAUCUGCACAGAAGCUGCACUUGGAAAUGGUCUGGUUGCUAUACCGACUGAGUUACAUCAUGCAUACAUUGUUAGCCAAAUUGCUAUGCAACCAGAACUCAGGGUAAACUCAUCUACCUCAUACAAUGACUAUUGGACCAGUGGAGAGAAUGUGAUUGAUGGAGUUUGGACAUGGUCAACCACACUUCAACCCUUCAACUACACAAAAUUUUGGCCAGAACACAACCCCUCAACUGGUUAUGUGUCAUUGUAUGACAACCGUAAUAUUAAUCCCUCUCCUUACUAUGACUGGGAUAGCAGGCUGAGUCCAGAAACUUCACAGAGAUCUAUAUGCCAGCAUUUUGUUUUGAGUUCUUAGUGUAUAAAUUGCAUUCAAAUAAAACAGAAGCUUGUUAUAACUAA